This is a messenger RNA of Mya arenaria, 936 nucleotides long. RefSeq lists its product as uncharacterized. The record is from RefSeq and is a predicted model, not a curated record. Bases 271 to 738 code for a protein of 155 amino acids. The transcript is spliced from 2 exons. NCBI's taxonomy places the organism in Eukaryota, Metazoa, Mollusca, Bivalvia, Myida, Myidae.
UUUUACACUUGCCGAUGUUUGUAAAUGUCAAUUAGUGCCAAUUAGGAUUUAUACUUUAUGACAAUAGCGGUUUAAACGAUGUGCACUGAUGACAAAUGAACUUAAUUGGAUGUGAUUAUCGCGAAGUUAGCGAGAAGGGCAAGCGCAAAUCACAGUUCCAGGUUUGUUGUUUUUUUUAUUUCAGAAAUGCUUCCAUUAUUUUUUUUUCUUCGAACGGUUCACAUCAAUAUUCUAUAUACGAGAUAUUUUGGAUUCUGUUGAAUAGUAAUCAUGCUUUCUACGUGGCUUCUGCGGGAUUCCCCAGGCCUGAAACGUAAAGCUGACGGUGUUGAAAGUGAUGACAUGAUCGACAGUUCAAAUAAGAAAUCAUUCAAAAAGUCAAAUUAUCAAAAUAAUUUCAGUUGGUACAACGAAGAUGCAGAUAAAAAUUGGCACUGCGAAGUUUGUAGAGGUGCUAAGUUGGACAACGCCUACGCCCGUGGACAUGACCAACCAGCAAAAACAACCAAUCAUCAGAGACAUGGCUGGUCAAAUCAGCACAAGGCCACCUUGGAAAAGACAGUUCUGAGUUCCCAGGAACCCAUGAAGAAAAUUGUACUGGCCAAACUGUCCAAGGAUGACAAGCUUGGGGUCAAGCUCCUUAAGACUGCCUACCACCUGGCCAAGCGGGAGCUUCCCAAGGUGGAAUUUCAGUACCACCUCCAGCUUGCUGGGGCCAUAGGUGCUGAUCUCGGCUGACCUUUAGACCUACAUUGUGUAGACUGAUCAAGUGUAUAGUGCUUCUUGUUUUGAGAACUAGGAUGUGAUGAUAUAUUGACUACUUUUUUGUUUUUUACAAUUGAUGUCAUGUUGUUUGAUUUCAGCUAGUUUUGUUUGUAUUUAUUAGCUUAUUUUAUUUAUUUAUCAUGUAUUUAAAUUCAGAUAUAUAUUUAUGUG